GAUCUGCUGUUGUUUUUGCUGCUGAUUAAAAACUUACUUUUUUCUCAGUUUCCGAUCUUUUUAAUCGAGGUAUCCUUCAUCCCCUAACUGAUAAUGGCCUCGUCACUUGACGUCAUUCCUCGGGACAAGUUAAAAAUCUGGGAAAUCUUUCGUGACGUUGGACCUGAAGGAGAGAAGAUUUUAAAGACGGCGAAAUUGGCCCACGUUUUCAGCAGGGAGGCAGCCUACGUCGUCACCAUGGCGGACGAAACUUAUUCCUUUCUUCGUAAUUCAGAUGACGUCAGUAGGGUGUGCAAAAUUGCUAAAAUUCCCCAACUCUGCGGUGUCCGUGUUAAAGAAUUUGCCGUUGGAUGGAUUGAGCUAGCCAUAACGGAGGACGGAUCCCUGUAUUCAUGGAUUCUUAAUGAUCACGACGUGUUCGAGUUGGAACCUGAUUCUACGCACUUCGCACUAUUAGGCCGCCUGGAACGAGACAAUGUUGACGAGAAUACAGCCGAAUCUGACGUCGUCCUGACCCCGCACCGUGUCCUGGGAUCUUUAACCGAGAAGAAAGUAGACCAAGUAGCGUUAUCGAGUAUGCGUGUCAUGGCGUUAACCGUGUCUGGGGACGUAUACCAGUGGGGUCAGGUCUUCUCUUCUUGGACACCAAGGCUGGUUCCAAAGCAACAUUUUCAUUCCCAGCAAGUCAUCUCGGUUGCCUGCACGAACGACAUAUCCGUCGCUCUUACAUUUAAUGGAGAGCUAUUUCAAUGGGAACGGGACAACACGGUGCCGCAAAAAGUGGUCGUGGAUGACGCCCCGUUUAAAAAGAUAACUCGCAGCAAGAACCUCGUUUUUGCACUGACCGUUAAUGGAGCGCUGUACUCGGCAAGAUUGGAAGAUUCAGAGUCCACGGAAAGAAAACCUAUUGUAUGGACGGACGUCUUUGGGGAUGACAAAUUUCAAGAUAUUGCAGGCUCCGGGGACGAUGACGUGGUGGUUUUCGAGCUGAAGAACAACACCCGCUUUGCAUUUCGUUACAGCGAAGAAAAUUUGUAUCCUCCUCUGACCUCAUUUUCGCAAAGUUGUACCUCAAUCGAGGAGCUUUUUGCGGAAAAGAUUCAAGCAACUUAUCGCACCGUUAGUGCACAAACUCACCUUAAACCACGCACCGUGGGGAUCGACAUCGGCAACUUGGGGAGCAAGGAAAAUUCCGACGUAACGUUUUCCCUGGAAGGGAAAACCAUCUCAGGGCACAAAUGCAUUCUUGCCUGUCGAAAUGAAUAUUUCGCGAAAAUGUUUAACCACGAGUGGAAAGAGGCUCAAGGAAGCUUGUUGGAGGUCAAGGAUACCAAGUACGGAACUUUUGAGGCCCUUCUCUUCUACAUUUACAACGACAAGAUUAAAUUCGAGGAGGACGACUAUGAGAAUAUUUUUGACCUCAUGAUGUUAGCGGACUCCUAUUGUGACUUCAAAAUCCGUCAGGAUUGUGAGAAAAUUCUGAUUCGAAAUAUCACCACGGAAAAUGCUGUCUUCCUUGUUCGCAACGCUUCCUUGGCGAAUGCUUUGGAUUUGGAGAGAACCGUCGUCAAGUUUAUUUUGGACAAGCGUCUCCUUGACUUAAAUUCGUCGCCUGAAGAGCUAAUCGAAUUAGUGGGAAUGCACGCAUUCAAGAAAAUAUCGAUGGGCGCGCUUCAUCGAGUCUAAAAUAUUUCGAGUUUGCAGAUUGAAAGUCAAUACGGAUUACUAGAAUCCGAAGGUUAAAAUUUGUGUACUACAAAAUAAUUCACGCAGUUGCUGGUAACAUUGCAAAAUCUAUAAAUGCUGUGAACUUUUACAAUUAUUUCUAUAGAAAACUACCUUGAAAUUUUUGUAAACGUAUUGAGAUGCAGGACAUGUUUUUUUAAUUCGUAAAAUUGUGUCAAAAACCGCACGGAUUUUACCAGUUAUCAACGACUGCAUGAAUUGUCACCAAAUUUUGUGACUUAAUUUCUUAGAUAAUUUUGGAAUUUCUGAUAAAACUUAAAUUUUGCACUUUUAAGUUCUGAUGACUGAUUAUACAUACAUACGUAAAUCAUUUAAGGUACAUGCAAGUUACGUUAUGUAAAUACCUUGGUAAUAUGUAUAUGCAUAAAUAAAUAAAUACAUAAAAAUAAA
This is a messenger RNA of Folsomia candida, 2136 nucleotides long. Its product is annotated as RCC1 and BTB domain-containing protein 1. The coding region runs from base 94 to 1686 and encodes 530 amino acids. Gene Ontology annotation, molecular function: protein binding. The transcript is spliced from 9 exons. NCBI's taxonomy places the organism in Eukaryota, Metazoa, Arthropoda, Collembola, Entomobryomorpha, Isotomidae. The record is from RefSeq and is a predicted model, not a curated record.